AUGACCCCAAGGACGGUGACCUCCAACGAGGUCUACCUCCUGAACUUGAACGACGAUGGAUCACCCGCCGUUCCUCGGCAAUACGUCUACAUAGAACCCAAGAAAUUAGAGGGUCUCGUUCUCCGCUUCUCCAUCGAAGGUACCUCGCCGAUUUGUCGCCAUGGGAGUUUGUGGAUCAACAUUCCCGCCAAAGAUGAGCCCUUCAGGAGAGAAGAGUAUAGGGAGUUCAAGUUGGAGCCCGACUUCAGCCGGGCAAUCGAGCUGUCUAUCCCUAUCUAUCAGGCUGGCGCCUAUGCCUACUACAUCACCUAUGCCGAACUGCCCUCCAUCCACGAAUCGGUCGAGUCCAACGAACCUUGUCCCGAUGGAGAGAUCAGGAAAUCCGACCUGUAUUACAUCGUCAUCGCCCCGCAACUGACCUUGGACGGUCAACGAAUCCCUCUUGAAGCCCUUUCCGUAUUUACCGUACUCAGCAAGUCGAUGGGGAAGUAUCCCCAUGACUGGGAACCCCAUAUGCGUUCCAUUAGCGAACGAGGAUACAACAUGGUCCAUUUUCCACCUCUCCAGACCCGCGGCAUGUCUAAUUCGCCCUACAGUCUGAAGGACCAGCUAGGAUGGGACAAGGGCGCUUUCCCAAACGGCGAGAAGGAUGCCGUGGCCAUGAUUGAGAGCCUAGAGAAGGACUAUUCUAUGCUCGCCCUCACAGACAUUGUAUUAAACCACACUUCGCCAUGUACAGAGUGGUUACGAGAGCAUCCCGAGGCAGGCUACAACCUCAGGACUGCCCCCUGGCUCAUCUCUGCCAAUGAGGUCGAUCUCAAGAUCAAGGAGCUGAGCGGCACUCUCAAGGACAUUGGCGUGCCGAACGAUAUCCAAAGCGAGGACGAUCUCAUGAAGGUCAUGGGUGCCAUCAAAAACGAAGGCAUUGCAUCCAUCAAGAUGUGGGAGUAUUACGCCAUGGACGUAGACCGAGAUGCGACAGCUGCCGUGGAAUCCUGGGUAAAUGGCGAAUAUUCCUUCCCUCCGGACGAGGAAAUAAAGGGCGAUAUCGAAAACUUGAAGCACUUUCCCUUAAAAGAGCAAGCAGAGCUACUUUUAAAGUACGGUCUCCGGGGAAGCGAGCAUCUUGGCGAGAGAUUCCGCCGAAGCAUAGACCCAAAAUACGGUGCCGGCCUCCUCGCAGCCAUCUUCGGCAAACACAACGAGGGACAUGGACCGGAGCGCAUAGUGGCUAGAGACAGGCUCUUACCUGUCCUGGACGAGGCGAAUAUGAAGUUUUACCGGGAGUACGACCAGGACGUGAGUGAUAUGCUGCACCACCUUUAUAACCGCAUCAAGUGGGAUCGCCUGGAGCAAUACGGCCCUCGCCUUGGCCCCAUUACUGCCGAGAGCCCUAUUUCCGAGUCGUAUUUUACACGCCUGCCCGAGGAUGAGAAGACGAAGGCGAGGGGAUUCACGGAAGCCGACCUUACCCUGGUCAACAACGGGUGGCUUUGGGACGCGAAUGCCCUGGUGGACAAUGCUGGUUCCGCCUCUCGCGCAUACCUGAAGAGAGAAGUCUUUUCUUGGGGAGAUUGCGUAAAACUACGCUAUGGGAAGCGUCGAGAGGACAACCCUUGGCUCUGGGACCAUAUGGCUACGUAUGCCAAAACGUUGGCCAAGUAUUUCCACGGCUUCCGAAUCGACAAUUGCCACUCGACAGGAAUCACGAUUGCCGAAUACAUGCUGGAUCAGGCGCGGUCGGUGCGCCCUAACCUCUAUGUCGUUGCCGAGCUAUUUACCGGUUCCGAGGAAAUGGAUUACCUCUUCGUGCGCAGAUUGGGCCUCGACUGUCUGAUUCGUGAGGCGAUGCAGUGUUGGGGAACUGGCGAAUUGAGUCGACUCGUUCACCGCUACGCUGGCAGGCCGAUAGGGAGCUUCGAGCCGGAUGACGCUGUGACGGCUCUUAACAAGCCUCUGCCCAACGGGCUCAACGGGGAGAAGACGGCGGCUACGGAUGAGGAUUCGGACGGAUCUUCAAGGGAAGUCGUCAGAGUUGUAAAGGAGACCAUUGUCGCGGCGCUCUUCAACGACUGCACUCACGAUAACGAGGUGCCAGCUCAGAAGAGAGACGCACGAGACACUUUGCCCAAUGCUGCUCUCGUCGGCAUGUGCGCGUGCGCCACGGGUAGCGUGAUGGGCUAUGACGAGAUUUAUCCUCGUAGGAUCGAUCUCGUCGGGGAGAAGCGCCUGUACAAGCCUGUCAAGCUUGGAAAGGAUGAUGGCAUUGGCCGGGUCAAGAAAAUUAUCAACCAAAUUCAUACCGUCAUGGGUAAGGACGGUUACCAUGAGGCACACAUCCACCACGAAGAUCAGUACGUUACUGUUCACAGAGUACAGCCCGACUCACGCAAGGGAUACUUCCUCAUCGCACACACUGCCUUCCCUGGUUACGGAAACGGUAACGGAGCCGUCAGCCCUGUGAAUUUGCCCGGAACACGGGCCCGACACCUGGGCAGCUGGAUGCUUGAAGUUGAUAGCAGUGAGGAGGCCGUCGAGAAGUUUUACGAGGAUGAAAAAUACCUCUGCGGACUGCCAAGCCGCGUGGUUGAUGUGCCUGGUAUUAAGAUGGAGGUCAAGGGAGACAGCACCAUAAUCACCGUCCGUGACAAGUUCCCGCCUGGCAGCAUCGCCCUCUUCGAGACGUGGGUUCCCGCUGCUGAGCACACUGCCGGACUGGAUUCGUUUGUGACGAACGGAGCCAAGGAGGCCUUUUGCGAGCUAGAUCUCAUCGACCUCAAUUUUGUGCUGUACCGAUCCGAGGCUGAGGAGUUGGACGUCAGCGAUGGAGCAGACGGAGUUUAUGAGAUUCCCCGCCAUGGCAAGCUCGUCUACGCCGGCCUCCAGGGGUGGUGGGGUGUACUACGGAAUGUCAUCCUCAAUAACAACCUCGCACACCCACUCUGCGAAAACCUGCGAAACGGGCACUGGGCCAUGGACUAUAUUGUCGGUAGGCUUGAAAAGAUGAGUAAGAAGCCGGGCCAUGAGAACCUUGCUGGCCCUGCAACCUGGCUCAGAGAGCGAUUCGAUGCAAUCAGGCCUAUCCCUGGCUUCUUGAUUCCUCGGUACUUUGGCUUGAUUGUCAAAACUGCCUAUGACGCCGCGCGGGAUCGGGCAUUCACUUUGAUGGGACCUACCAUCGACGAUGGUCAGUGGUUCUUGCGUAGCUUGGCUCUUGUGAGCGUGCAGCAGACUGGCUGGACCAAGUCGGCUUCUCUCUAUCCGGACAGACUCACACCCUCUCUUGCAGCGGGUCUACCUCACUUCGCGGUAGACUGGGCUCGAUGUUGGGGCCGAGACGUCUUUAUUUCCCUCCGCGGCCUGUUCCUCGGCACUGGCCGAUUCGACGAGGCCCGCGAGCAUAUUUACGCUUUUGCAAGCGUCCUCAAGCAUGGCAUGAUCCCCAACUUAUUAGGGAGCGGGAAGAACCCCCGAUACAAUGCAAGAGACGCAGUGUGGUUUUUCUUGCAAUGCGUUCAGGACUAUACCAAAAUUGCUCCUAAUGGUCUAGAGCUGCUGCAGGACAAGGUGAAGCGGCGCUUCCUGCCAUAUGAUGACACUUGGUUCCCUUACGAUGAUAAGCAAGCUUACUCGAAGGAGUCCACGAUUGAGGAUAUAAUCCAAGAGGCGCUUCAGAGGCACGCGGAAGGCAUUAGUUUCCGCGAACACAAUGCCGGCCCCCAGUUAGACAUGCAGAUGAGCGACAAGGGAUUUGACAUAGACAUCAAGGUCGAUUGGGAGAACGGGUUCAUCUUUGGCGGCAGCCAAUAUAAUUGCGGCACUUGGAUGGAUAAGAUGGGCGAAAGCGAGAGGGCCAAGUCCAAGGGUGUCCCCGGAACGCCCCGAGACGGCGCGGCCGUAGAAAUCACGGGUUUGCUUUACAGCACGUUGGUCUGGGUGGCCCGCCUCCAUUCCGAGGGCAAAUAUAAGUACUCGGGUGUGAAUAAGGCAGACGGGUCCGAGAUCUCUUACCACGACUGGGCGGACUUGAUCAAAACCAACUUCGAACGGUGUUUCUUCGUGCCCAAGACAGCCAAGGAGGAUGAAGACUUCGACAUCGACAGCAAGAUCAUCAACCGGCGCGGAAUUUACAAGGACCUCUACCGCUCGGGCAAACCCUACGAGGACUACCAGCUCCGACCCAACUUCCCCAUCGCCAUGACCGUGGCACCCGAGCUCUUUACGCCCUCUCGCGCCCUCCACGCUCUCAGCGUGGCCGACCUCGUGCUCCGCGGCCCGACGGGCAUGGCGACGCUCGACCCCAAGGACCUCAACUACAGACCGUACUACAACAACAGCGAGGACAGCGACGACUUCGCCACUUCCAAGGGCCGCAACUACCACCAGGGCCCCGAGUGGCUGUGGCCCACGGGCUUCUUCCUGCGGGCGCUGCUCAAGUUCGACCUCCAGAGGAGGCAGGACGAGGACGAGGAGUGCAGGACCGAGGCGUUUCAGCAGGUUACCAGGAGAUUGCAUGGGUGUAAGAAGAUGAUUCGGGAGAAUCCGUGGGCGGGGUUGGCGGAGCUGACGCAGAAGAAUGGGGAAGAGUGUCGUGAUUCGUGUCCUACGCAGGCGUGGUCUGCUUCGUGUCUUAUUGAUCUUUUUAUGGAUGCCGCGGAGGCGCAGGAGAAGUUGGCGAGGGGAGAAUCCAUCUUUCCUUGA
This is a messenger RNA of Scedosporium apiospermum, 4701 nucleotides long. RefSeq names its product Glycogen debranching enzyme. The transcript has 3 exons. The record is from RefSeq and is a predicted model, not a curated record. Bases 1 to 4701 code for a protein of 1566 amino acids. Gene Ontology annotation, molecular function: amylo-alpha-1,6-glucosidase activity; 4-alpha-glucanotransferase activity. NCBI's taxonomy places the organism in Eukaryota, Fungi, Ascomycota, Sordariomycetes, Microascales, Microascaceae. Gene Ontology annotation, biological process: glycogen catabolic process.